UUUUAGCCCAACACUUAACUUCCCUCUCACCACUUUCACUUUGGCUUUCACUCUCACCAUCUCCAAAGUAACUUGAUACUGUGACCAAUCUUUUCUUCUCGGGUUAUCUUCUUCUUCACCGCCUUUGUUGGAAAAAUAAUUUGCUUUGCUUAUUUGCAUCUAACCAUCUCCCCCCAGUCACUUCCGGCUCUUCGCUUGCUUGCUUGCUUCGCUAUCUGCUUCAUCUUGCUCCCGCCGUCGCAAACGAAACCCUCGAACCGUGAACCCCAAACAGCAGACAACGACGAUCCGCCCUUUUCUGCCUCUCUCCAUGGCUCUGGCCUAGAUAUUUCUCCGUGACCAGAUCUCCGUUACAAGGCUUGCGUAGAACAAGCGCUUUCGCUCCCGUGCUCUGCUCUGCUCUGCUCUGCUUUUCCGUGAACCCUACAUUCGCCAGCCAUCCAUCGCUCGCGUAUUGAUCCGCCAGACGAAAGUACCAACAUGGCAGCCAACGGGAGCUCAAUGCCCUCGGCUGGCGCUGGUGGUGAAUCUCAAGUGCUCACCAAAAUCCACCAGGCGCUUGAGGUCGUCCAUAGCCCGUACUCGUCCAACGAUGCCCGUAGGCAAGCCCAGGAUUUCCUCGAGGAGGUCAAGGGAUUCGACGAAGCCCCUAUGCAAGGCUAUAACCUCGCCUCCGACAAGGCUCAAUCCCCCGUUGUUCGACACUACGCCCUCUCUCUGCUAGAGCAUGCGAUCCGGUACCGAUGGUCAACGUACACCCUAGAACAGACGGAUGCCCUGCGACAAUGGGUAUUAAGCCUUGGCCAAGCCAUCGCGAAGGAGGACCCAGCUUAUAUCAGAAAUAAGACCGCCCAGCUCUGGGUUGAGGUCGCCAAGAGAUGCUGGGGCGCUGAAUGGAUGGACAUGGACUCUAUGCUUUAUCAACUAUGGGAUAUUGCCGAUUCCCCAGUGCACAAGGAACUCGUAAUGUUUGUCCUCGAGAAUCUCUCUGAUGAAGUCUUCACUGGGGACGACUCAGUUGUCGCCAUGCGGGAAGGCGUGUUGAGUAAGGCUUGUGUUGAGAUCUUCACUCCAACCGCGGUGUUAGUAGAGGCCUUCCCUAACCGUCAGCCUGGUCCUCCAGUGCGAUAUGGCGAUGAUGGUUGGCUAAGCCGUUUGUCCCAGUUUCUGGAUUACUGUUUGAACCAGGCACCCAAGGACAACGAGGAUGUCAAGAUGUGCAUACACAAGGGCCUAUCUGUGUUCUUAUCACUCAUGCCUUGGGCAAUCCCAAAGGCUAUAUCCUCGGCUCGCUGCGUUGAAGUUAUGUGUGCUGGGCUAGCUUCGUCACAAGUCACCAUUCAAAAGGUAGCUUAUUUCGAAUAGUCAACGAAUGACUUGCGCUGACCAAAACAUAGGCUGCAUUAGAAGGUCUCCAUGCUCUGUAUUGCAGAACUAACUUCAACGACGAGGAAUUUCGGGAUCUGGUUGGCCCCAUGUUCAGAAUCGGGUCAAUACAACUAUGCAAGCAACUUUUCGAGUGGUCUGCAGUUGACCCUGAGGACGUUGACGAAGACAAAUACCAGACACUGAAGAAGCUAUCAGAGGUAUCUCGAAUGGCGCAUAGUUUCAGAGCCAUACUAACUUGUUGCGCAGAUGUUGUCUUGCCUCGGGGACUACUUUGACAGGAAGUUUGCAAAAUUGCCUGCUGACACCGCCAAGGAAGACUUCCUGGCGCUCCUAGUACAAGUUGUGCAGCAUCAGAGCCUGAUGGUCUCUAUUCCUGUACUUGUCACAUGGACGCGGCUCCUCAGUAACCGCUUGAUUGGCCCAACCGAGCUUGUUUCUGCCUUCAUCCCACCCCUGCUGGAGACAUGCAGUUCGAGAUUGGUUCGAUUCGAGAAUCUCCCAGAGGAUACUCAAGACGCGACAUUACUCUACCUCAUGGAGGAUACAGAUACGGUCCCUGAACGACACGCUUUCUUGGGCAACUAUCGCCGAUAUAGCUCUCAGAUCAUUGAGGCUGUUGUCCAGUUGAAGUUAGUUGACGCGAUUCAACACAUUCUCGGCCGCACAGAAGAUCUUUUACAGCAUCUAUAUGACGGCCAGCCUCCCUUAGACAAGCAAAACUAUUUCAAGCACUCCAUGCCGGUCCUGCGCGUCGAUGCUCAAUUCACAGUCAUUGAGGCCACAUUAAAGGGUUACUCCAAAUGGCGCAAGCACCGGCCCCAAGAGCAUCAACAACAGGGACCAGAAAUUGAAGCUAAUUUGGAGUCAUGGUGCAACAAGCUGCUCGAAAUGAGCUUUGAGGAUCCCAUGAUUCGGAAGCGAACCCUUCAGCUGCUUGUCUACUUCUCUACUACCGCGCUCAAUAAGAACGCUACAUUCAUGUUGAAGGUGUUGGAACAUAUUUUAAUGACCUGGCCAGCUCUCCAGCCAGAAUACCGUGCUUUCAACGACGCUAUUAAAGACCUGCAGGGUGAAAGUAUGAUUGAGUUGCAGCGAUUGGCGUCAGAGAUGCCAGAUCAUCUGCUGGGUGUGUAUGACCAAAUAGAGAGCAAAGUCAACGAAAUGAUGUCGUCUGGAUCGCUUGAUGAGAAGCGCUCCAUUGCCUACAAAAGCUUUCUCUUCAUCAUUAUACACCGAGCCACCAGUGUGGAUGCUCUGGCCAAGAUUCAGAAGCUGCGUGAAUUUAUCGAUCCUGUAAAGGCCCAAUGGCAGACCGAGACCGUGCGCAACUCUCUGGAGUCGUACGCUAGGUUCUGUGAGUUAUUGGGACUAGACAAGGCUCAAAACUACAUGGCCAACCGCCGAGCACAUGAGAUCGCGGAUUGGGGCUCGCAGGAACUCGACGCUGAAGGACUUGCUCUUCAGAACGAGCUCGAGGAACGACUUAAGCUUCUUCCGCUUCGUUCGACCAAGAGCUUUCUGGCCUUCUCAGUUGAGAGACUUGAUAAGUCGUCAGAUGCUUUCAAGGCUUCGUACGCUCUCUGGCAAGACGGAUUCCCAGAAAUCUUGGCCGAUCUGCUCAAGUUCCUGACUUAUGCGCAUGCGUCGCACAAACCUGACAAUUGGGUCGGACUACCAGGCGAAGCAUUGUCGACUGUUCACCGAAUUCUAAGCGAUCGGUUUUGGCAAGCCGGGAUUUCCGAGGGCAGCAAAGACGAUUUCUAUGCUCGCGUCAUGGACAAGAAGAACACGAUGGAAGGUCUCGCCUCAACUAUCCGGGGAUCGGUUCGAUUUGUUCGCGAAACUGCCUAUGCUAUCAUUUAUUGCAUGAGUCGCUUGGAACGGCAGUUUUACGGGUUCGAGGGACUCUCUGCGCCUCUCUCCAAGGCCCUAUUCUCAGACUCAGUUUGGUUGUCUACACAUCAGCAGAGUAAUUUGCUGAAUCUGGUUAGAUAUCUUGUUGAUGAUUGCCCUGUUGACUGCCGAGAGCAUUUUCUUCCGCAGCUGCUGGCGGCAUGCUUCCAACAGAUGGAUGCCAAGAUUAACGGGGAAUGGGAAAAGAUGCAGCGCCAGCAGGAGGUGGCUGCAGAUGGCGAGGCUGGUCUCAAGGAAGAGAUGAAAGCGGAGAGUAUUCUUCGACAAGUGACCUACACGGCGGUAUUGAUGGUGGCCGACUUCCUCGAUCCCACCAAACCUAGUAAGUUCCAGGAGGUUCCGGGUUUGUCAAGAGCAAAUGAACUAACAGUCUCCCUAGAUGGGCCGAUUCAGAAUGGAGACAGCAGUUCGGGAGUUGAUCAAGAGAAGGACUACCCUAGCCUUAGGAGGUUCUGUCUCACCCAUCAGGAGGUUGUAGAGCCUUUGCUUGUCUUCUGCACCCACGGUAUUCGAGUGCGUGACAGCAGGUGCUGUACCAUGAUUCUGCGAUUGUUCAUAUCGUUGGUUCCCGAGUUUCAUCUUGUGGAUGGCCAGUUGCCCAAGUCUGUGCUACAAAGCCCAAUGGAAGCACAUCUUGCGACAGAUAGGUUUCCUAUUCCGCCAGCAAUAUCUUCGGCUAUUCGGGAAUAUAUCUCGCUCGAUGUGCUAAAAGCCUGCAUCACAUCGUUUCAUGAGCCUUACUUUGUGGAACUACAGAAGGACUUGGCCGCGCUGAUUGCAACAAUUGUUGUCUACUAUAGCCCCAUCACGUCGUCACCUAGGGACGUACUUCUCUCACUACCCAAUGUGAACAUGGCGGAUCUGGACCGGCUGUCGACGUACAUGGCCAAGCCUGGUGCGCAUACUCGCCAGCAGCGAGCUCUGGUUUUGGAUCUGCUCAAGGAUCUCAAGGGUGUAAGUGUGUCCGAGAUGGGUAAACUCCCCAAGAGCAGUGGAUUUGGUGGUUCCAGUCGCAAGAGAACGAACCGAAGCAAGAUGGCGCAGCAAUUCAUGAGCGACCAGCAGUCAGGACAGGAUUCGACGCGAUCAGGUAUGAAUGUGGCUCGUCGGGCUACACCAGAUGCACUGGAGGGCGUCUCGAAUCUAUUUGAGGGUUAGAGAUUCCAUGAGGGAGAGACCAUUGCCUCAGAGGCAGCAAUACCUUUAGAAAUCAACCUUAUAUCAUGAGAGCGGAUAGUACCAGAGUUAGACCCGCUAGCGAAAAAGAAAAAUGGGUGGAAGUUGCAAGUCCAGGCCAAGGGCCCUCAUCGUCGAGUCUCUGGGCGGUAUAAUAGAGAUGGGCGGUCAAGGGGGACAAUAGACAGGGCCGGACUGAGGAAUUGGAAUGAAUCAUCAGGAGUAUUAGAGCGAGCAUGGGUCAGGCUAGGAUGAGAAUUGACAUGUUUUACUUGAAGUAAUUUGACUUGCAUAUUGAGGUUGACGCAUAAUCAUGCCAUGUUCCAUUGGCU
Messenger RNA from Fusarium odoratissimum NRRL 54006, 4811 nucleotides. RefSeq lists its product as uncharacterized. The transcript has 3 exons. The coding region runs from base 1636 to 4461 and encodes 941 amino acids. Lineage: Eukaryota; Fungi; Ascomycota; Sordariomycetes; Hypocreales; Nectriaceae. Gene Ontology annotation, biological process: RNA export from nucleus; protein export from nucleus. The record is from RefSeq and is a predicted model, not a curated record. Gene Ontology annotation, cellular component: cytoplasm; RNA nuclear export complex; nucleus. Gene Ontology annotation, molecular function: RNA binding; nuclear export signal receptor activity; small GTPase binding.